ACCAAUAACCAGCUUGUCUUUCUCUUCUCUUGCAGAACACGGAUUUGAAGAUUGCAUCCUCACAUUUUUAAUCUGAUGUAGAAGAGGAUUAUCUCAAGGUCUCCUCCAUCUUGUGCACAGCCGGGGGCUGCUGAAACAAAGGAGGGAAAGUAGAGGAGGCUGUGGAGGAGAGAAGAGAAGGAUUUCAGGCAACGAGCUGAAUGCUGUGGAUUUAAAGACAGAGCGGGAGGGAGAGGUCACCUGUGGAAGAGAGGAGGAGGAGGUUGAUGAAGGCUUCUAAGGAGCUGCAUCCAUCACUCCACUCAUCUGCAAGGGAGAUGAAAGAGGGGAGGACUGCGCAUCAGCAGCAAGUAGAUUACUGUGAAAGGUCUUUGAUGGCAGAGGCCGGGCAUCCUGUGAUGGAGCACCAACAAGGGGGAAGUUUUUCCAUGGAAUCAUCUCUCUCUGGUCAGACCCUCUUUGAUGCCUCCUCACAGUCAAUAAAACCCUCCAAAAUAGCUGGACAGGCAGGCCAUGUCUGCCCGGAGGAGCCAGAGGAGUCUUUUAGUAAGAUCAGUCCAGCAACUCCUGCGAUCAGAGAAAGUAACUGCAGCAGCGUGAAGGUCAGCAGAGAGCCUGGUGAACAGGAACAAAACCCUUCCAAACACUGUGUCCCCCCCUUGGAUUCAGCAUUUCCUCCUAAUGUGGCUAACAAAUAUACACCCUCAUUUCACCACAAGAUAAUAGGGAAUACAACUGAUGACCCCCCUCCGGCCAACAGGACUCUACAGAGUAUAAAGCCAGCCUCUUUGCCUGUUCACAGGAGUCACUUGGAUACUUUCCCUCUGGUUAAAGUUGCAGUACCUCCCCAGGUACCAGAUAGUGGCAUUUUUGAACUUGUUUACCAUGGAGCAGAUAAGAGUAUCCCAGAAGUUGAGAGUCUACGCACAUUAGCCUGCAAGCAACCCAUGCAGCUGCAACAUUGCAACAUUGUCACCACUCUUUGCCGAGGGACCAGUAGUGGAGAGAGUGGUGUUCAGCAGCCUCAGAGCAAGUGUGUAUGUGUCUUAUCCACUAAUGCAGAAGUCAACAUGGAGGUCAACAAAGAAAAGUGCCACCUUCUUCCCAAAUGUGACAAGGAACUCUGUUAUGGCUCCUACAUCCAUCAUGCCAAUUUUGAAGACAAAUUUGCUGUCUACUGCCAUCCCAAGUCCAUCCAAGCCCCCUCCCAGCUGCUGCCACACUUGACAGGCAUAGAACCAAGCAGUGACAUGCAGCGAGCCACAGCACCUCCUUCAGUGACAACCCACCUCGGCCUGCCUCGCCUCAUGUCCUCUGUCAGUGAGACAGGCCUGGAUGCCAAACAUCUGCUGCGAUGCUGCGACUUCAACUGUUGUUGGAUCGGCUCAUUGCCUCCUGAUGCUAGGCCACCAUGCCAAAAACACUUCAGGGGAGAGGAUUGCUGCAGCAGUCCCAUUGGCCAUAUGAGAACCAUGACCCGGGACAUUGGGACACUGACAAACCCUAGAGAGCUGAGGGAUGUUGGGGUGCAGACAGGACAACCUGACACACCUCAUGUGUUCCCCCACAUCUGUUUGGCAGAGGAAAGCAGAAGUGAGACCUCCUGCAGCAACACUCCAUCACUGACAAACACUGACAGUGAUGCAGGCAAGAAAACAGAUGGUAGUCCUAAGUCCCCAGUGAAGGAGGUGAAGUGGGAUGCAGAGGGGAUGACAUGGGAGGUGUAUGGAGCCUCGGUUGACCCUGAGGAGCUGGGUAUAGCCAUCCAGAGACACCUGGAGCUGCAGAUCAAGGAGACAGCGAGUCGGGCUGCCAAGCUGUCACGCCAGAAUACAAACACCUUCCGGCAGAGUGGGACCACCAGCUGUCAGAGAAAGAGGAGCAGAAUGAUAGGCUCCAUUCGAACCUGCUUUACUCGCACCACUACAGCUAUUGACUGACUCACUAGCGUAGUGACUUAUGGGACAGUACCUGAACACUGUGUCUAGUGGCCUGCAUGGCUACUCAUAGCCUCAGCCUCAAAUGUCACUCAUCUGAUCUAAAGGUGUAUGGAAGAUGGAUCUGCUUACAAGAUCAUACAAGAUCACUGAUGCAGGUCCACAUUUAAUGGUGUCUGGUAAUUUUGUUAUUAUUGUAUUCACUGAAAUCAGAAGACAGGGUUCUGAAAAGGGAACUAAUGAAACAAUAAUGAGCCGUCAUUUGAUUCGAUUUUUCAGAUGUGCACUACCAGUUUUUUCAGAGGGUCUCUCCUUGCAAGUAGGUGUAUAAGACCAAUUACCUCCAGGGGAUUGGUACCAGAAAAACACCUGUACAGUGCAAAGCAGUCUUAUACAACAGUCCUGCAUUAAACACGACAAAUAUUAUUAGGAAUAUAUGGGUUGGGAAAUGAUAUGUUUUACAGUGAUACAAUUCAGGAUAUAGGUUUUGGUAUACCUCCCCCUGCUGACUGGGGCUCCCCACGGUGGUUUGAUUCUUGAGUGACAGGCAGUGACACAUCAGUAGACAUCUGGCAAGAGGAGCCAUUGACAAUUUCUUAGCUUAAUUUAACACUAAUCCCUCAUAGCCCAGUCUACAACCUCACAAGCUCAGAAAAUGAUAAUAAAAGAAAAGUUAAAAAGUAAAAAUAAGGGAUAAAUUAAUCUGUGACUUAUUGAGUAAAUGAUGAACAAAUUUAAGUAAUUACAUAUGAUUGUAUUUCACAAGCAUGAUUUAAACUUUCUUGGCUUGGAACAGCAAUGCAAUGAUUUUCAUUAUCAGUUUUUGUUUUGGUUGUGAAAAGAGACAGUAUUUUCUUCUUUUCUGUAUGAGCAUACAGGGGCAUCGUCAAACUAAAGCUAUUGUUUUUUUUAAUUUUUUUUUUAUAUACAACACAGAAAGCCUAACAACACUUGGACAUUUUAACGGUUUUAUGUGUAACAUUCAGAAAACAAUAAAUCAAAACAAAACAAUCACACUGCUCGCGCUCUCACUGAGAGUUUGAUUAGUUUUUUAGUGAAGUACAUCAGAAAACUUCAAACAACUUAAGGUUUUGGAGGAAGAUUUCUCCUUCAAAAGAAUUAAAAUUUAAUAUUUUGACAUUUCGAAUAAGACAUGUCAAUGUAUUAAAAUAGUAAUUCAGAUAAAAUACUGAGCUGCAUAGCUAGUCGCCAGCCACUUUAAGUUUAAGGGUUUGUACGUUUCUGUUUGCACUGACACUCGCAUUGGUCUUUUUAGAUCGUUGUUGCGAUGACGGACUCUACGGUGACUUAUGAGAUUGGUAGUGUUAAAAAUUUUCUCCCACUUUGAAUGUUUGCUAAUUUGUUGCAAAUUGCAAUCCUACAGUCGCUCUCAGAAAGUGUGAAAAGCUUCCAAAACGACCACACAGUUUUCAGUGCCGAUGUUAACACAUCAUACUGGUAUGGACAUUCACGGAUUUAUGAGGUCAUAGGAGCGACCAGGCACGCUGUGUUUAUUCCACAUUUUAUCAGUAAAAAUGUCCAACUAUUUUGAGUAUUUUCCCAGUGGCAAGACGUAAGGACACUAUGGGAUUUAGGAAUACAUACUUUAGGCUUAACUAUCCAAUAGGAUGUGAACACUUACAUGUUACAUAGAGAGUGACAGCAAUUCUAGCCAUUCAUGGGUGUGCUGUUAGAAUGGGUGAUGCAAGAAGAGAGAGAUAUAUGGGGAUGCUGUGGGAGACAUCUUCAGACUUGGGGGGGACAAUUGCUCAUGUUACUCUGUUAGCCUUUGUGUAUUUUCUCACUUUCUGGU
Molecule: messenger RNA, 3750 nt
Organism: Pleuronectes platessa (European plaice)
Lineage: Eukaryota; Metazoa; Chordata; Actinopteri; Pleuronectiformes; Pleuronectidae
Exons: 2
Coding region: 267-1940 (557 amino acids)
Biological process (GO): neuron projection development
Cellular component (GO): plasma membrane
Source: RefSeq, a predicted model, not a curated record